UAAAGACAGACAGACAGAGAAAAACAGACGGCAACAGACCGGGAGGAUAGUGAUUGACCAAAGCAAUGUCUGCAGGUGGUGAGUUCGAGUCUCUGGAGGAGAUUUUGGAGCGACAUGUACCUGAAGCACAGCUCAGUGAGGUGAAGCGUAUUCUGUUCGGAAAGGAGAUAACUAAGCUGCUUUUGCCGGAAGAGGCUAUAGAAACUGCCAAAGAAUGUAACUUCGAGCUGAAAGGUUAUGGGUUUGAAGCUGCUCCGGAACAACUGAGGCUACCCAGGAAGAUCAGAGUGGGACUCAUACAGAACCACAUUGUCCUGCCCACAUAUGCUCCCAUCCUGGACCAGAUUAAUGCCAUACACCAACGGGUCGGUCAAAUGGUCGAAGUGGCAGCCAUGUGUGAUGUGAACAUCAUCUGCUUGCAGGAGACCUGGACCAUGCCUUUUGCUUUUUGCACACGUGAAAAAGCACCAUGGACAGAAUUUGCUGAAUCAGCUGAAGAAGGAAACACCACACGCUUCUGCCAAGAGCUGGCCAAAAAAUACAACAUGGUCAUUGUUUCUCCAAUCCUGGAGCGAGAAAAGCUGCACAACACUAUAUGGAACACGGCAGUGGUCAUCUCUAACUCUGGGAAUGUGCUUGGAAAGACCCGGAAGAAUCACAUUCCCAGGAUUGGGGACUUUAAUGAGUCCACAUAUUAUAUGGAGGGCGACACUGGCCACACAGUAUUCCAGACGGUGUUCGGCAAAAUCGCCGUGAACAUCUGCUAUGGUCGCCACCACCCUCUGAACUGGUUCAUGUACAGCAUUAACGGAGCCGAGAUCAUCUUCAAUCCCUCAGCCACUGUUGGAGCGCUCAGUGAGCCCAUGUGGCCAAUAGAAGCCAGAAAUGCAGCCAUAGCAAACCACUGCUUUACAUGUGCCAUCAACCGAGUGGGAACGGAGACUUUUAAAAAUGAAUUCACCUCAGGUGAUGGAAAGAAAGCUCGUAACGACUUUGGACACUUCUAUGGAUCCAGUUACGUGGCUGCUCCUGAUGGCAGCCGCACUCCGGGCCUCUCUAGAACACGUGAUGGACUGUUGGUGGUGGAAAUGGACCUUAACCUCAACCGACAAAUCAGUGAUAUAUGGAGUUUUAAGAUGACUGGCAGAUAUGCUGAAUAUGCAGAGGAACUGAGCAAAGCUGUACAACGUGACUUCAAGCCCAACAUAGUGAAGGAGGAGUAGAAGAUCCACCAACACUGUUUUCUCUCUACUGACUAUUAUAGUAUUAAACGUGUUGAUUUGGUAAGAGAUA
Messenger RNA from Cynoglossus semilaevis (tongue sole), 1293 nucleotides. RefSeq names its product ureidopropionase, beta (gene upb1). The transcript is spliced from 10 exons. NCBI's taxonomy places the organism in Eukaryota, Metazoa, Chordata, Actinopteri, Pleuronectiformes, Cynoglossidae. Gene Ontology annotation, molecular function: beta-ureidopropionase activity. The record is from RefSeq and is a predicted model, not a curated record. Bases 66 to 1223 code for a protein of 385 amino acids.